Fundulus heteroclitus (mummichog) is the source of this 3052-nucleotide messenger RNA. RefSeq names its product inositol hexakisphosphate kinase 1-like. The transcript is spliced from 9 exons. Gene Ontology annotation, biological process: inositol phosphate biosynthetic process; phosphatidylinositol phosphate biosynthetic process. Gene Ontology annotation, cellular component: nucleus; cytoplasm. Bases 476 to 2044 code for a protein of 522 amino acids. Gene Ontology annotation, molecular function: inositol hexakisphosphate kinase activity. The record is from RefSeq and is a predicted model, not a curated record. Lineage: Eukaryota; Metazoa; Chordata; Actinopteri; Cyprinodontiformes; Fundulidae.
UGUUAUUGUGACAGCUUGGUGCAAUCUAACCGGAGAGGCUGCGUAACGUCAAGCCGUGAUGCUAGCCGAGCCCCGCUAGCAUGCGAUGCUACUUAACGGCGAGCAGCGUCUGUGCAGCGGCAGUGUUUUUCCGGGCGAGCCAGAGGAUCAGAGCUGCGCUUAACGGGAGGUGGAGAUACGAGCGACGACGGUUUAAAACGAGUGAGCCGUGACCCGACUGACCGACACCCUGCGUCUCCUGCCGCUCCCCCGCUUCCGCUGCCCCACCCCCCGACCUCACUACGUCCCGGUUCUGUCGGCGGUGGAUUGGACUCUCGUUGGACGCUUUGUUAGGUGGUUGUUCGGUCUGGCGCCGCCUCCCCCUGGGGCCGGCGUGCGCUCCCAGCAGCCCGUGGUGCCCUGCGCCCCCCCCUCCCCGUCACUCCACACCAGAGCCCAUGUCCAGGGAGGAAGUGCGGUGCGUCCGCCAGGAGCCAUGUGCCUCCCUCAAACCAACAACAUGGACAGCAAGCAACAGGCGGCGGGGACCGGGGGAGGGGCUGUACCUAAACCACGAGAUGGAGGCGUUUCUCUGGAGCCCUUCAUACACCAGGUGGGGGGUCACACCAGCAUGAUGCGCUACGAUGACCACACCGUGUGCAAACCUCUGAUCAGCAGAGAGCAGCGCUUCUACGAGUCUCUGCCCCCCGAGAUGAAGGAGUUCACUCCCGAGUAUAAAGGCGUGGUGCUGGUGUGCUUCGAAGGCGACUCGGACGGCUACAUCAACCUGGUGGCGUACCCCUAUGUGGACAACAUGGAGGCCGUGACGGGGGAGCACGAGGAGCGGGAUCCCCAGGAGAGGGAGCAGCCCAGGCGGAAGCACUCCCGCCGCAGCCUGCAUCGCUCCUCGUCCUCCGCCACCGAAAACAAGGAGGAGCGAGUGGACAGGAGGGAGGCGCACGACACCGACUCUUCUGACAAUGUCACAGAGCUGAAAAGUCCCAGGCUCGACCCAAAGAUCCUCUCCGACGUUCCCUUCCAGAUGCUGGACUGGAACAGCGGUCUGGCCUCGGAGAAGAUCAGCCAGAACCCCUGGGGCCUGGUGUGCCACAAGCAGCACCUCAGCCGCAUGAGAUCCGAAUCCAAGGACCGCAAACUCUUCAAGUUCCUGUUGCUGGAGAACGUCGUGCACCACUUCUCCUACCCCUGCAUCCUGGACCUGAAGAUGGGCACCAGGCAGCACGGCGACGACGCCUCGGAGGAGAAGGCGGCCCGGCAGAUGAAGAAGUGCGAACAGAGCACGUCGGCCACGCUGGGAGUCAGAGUGUGUGGCAUGCAGGUGUACCAGCUGAGCACCGGUCACUACCUCUGCAGGAACAAGUACUACGGCCGCGGCCUGUCCAGCGACGGCUUCCGCCAGGCCCUCCACCAGUACCUGCACAACGGGAAGGGCCUGAGGCGGGACCUCUUCGAGCCGAUCCUGAACAAGCUGCGCAGCCUGAAGGUGGUCCUGGAGCGUCAGGCGUCCUACCGCUUCUACUCCUCCUCGCUGCUCAUCAUCUACGAGGGAAAGGAGCCUGAAGGCCCUUCGGCCCCCGGCCCUGGGCAGAGUGCAGCCAGGCCACAGAAGACCGCCGGGGCCCCCGCAGACCUGCACCCUCCUCCUCCUCCUCCUCCCCCCGAUGCUUCCAGCCAGAGCCCGGUUCUGGGCUUGCUGUCCUCUCAGGGACCUGAACGCACGGCCCCGGGUCCCCCGGCUCCCCCGGCUCCUCAGACGCCGCCCACCAAGUCAGACUGCCGCUCCUCGGCCCCCCGUCCUCCGUCGCCUCGCAGGCGUCCAGAAUGUCCCCCCCCGGCCCCCGCUUUGAGCGCGCUCCCUGCGGCCCCCCCGGCGCCGCGGCGGCCCCCCCUGGUGGACGUGCGCAUGAUUGACUUUGCCCACUCCACCUUCAAAGGCUUCCGUGGCGACACGGCGGUGCACGACGGCCCCGACCGGGGCUACGUGUUCGGACUGGAGAGCCUGAUCCAGAUUCUGGAGAGUCUUCGAGACGAGAACCUGUCCUAGCUCCGGGGAGCGCGUACCGGGGUCCUGGGAGAUUCUGCGGCCCCAAACCGGACCCGGUUCUGUUUUAAAAAAAAAGAAAAAAGAAAAAGUGCUCCCUCUCUGAUAACCGGUCGGUCUUUACACACACACACCUCUUACUGUGAGUCAGUUCAGGUCUCCAGAACCGAGGCGGGAUCCGCAGCUCGGGUCUCUGCCGUCAUGAGGACCUCGGUGGUUAUAAAGCAUUCCCUAAACGCCACCGUCACUCAUCGAUGCCUAACCACGGAGCGCCUCCCCUUCCAGGAGGCGUUUUACCCACUGUGACGUCAGCGCCGGCUUCACUCAACACAGAGCAGCUUCUUUCCUUCAGUCUGAGCAGAAACCGAGGAUUCCUGUUUCUGAGAACCUAUAAAAGAGUCUAAAAAGUGUUAGAAAUGCCAUUUUGCUGUCAUUACUAGGAGCCCGGGCUGUGAGGGGAACCACGAGGCUGAAGAAAGGGAACCUGGUCCAGUAGGGGGGGGCUUUUCUACGUUAAAGCGCGUCUUUAAUCACAGAAACUUUCCAGCUUCUACAGAUAAAAACGCCCGUCCUGCACCUCCUGCAGCGUGAAGCUCAAAGAGCAGAGAAACUACACGGGGCGAGCUUCAGAAGACGACAACGCGGCUGUGGGCGGGGCCUCUGCGACCCGGCCAAUCAGCUCGAUCCUCUCGAUCCGCUGCUUCGCCUCCUCACAGCAGCCGGUGGUUCUUACUUUAGGAGAUGUGCAGCGGAGACGGGAGUUGAAUCAUUUUUGUUUUAAAAGUUUGGGGGUUAAAUCAGAAGAACGUACCUGUGGCCUGUUGUCCUGUGAAGGUCAUUUGUAACUUUUAGACGCAUAAAUGUCACUUUAAAGUCUGGUUCAGUGGUGUCCAGAUGAUGGUUCUGUUGUUAGCGGAUCUCACGAAAGGAGCCCGACGCGUUUUAGCCCCUGAUGCACUAAACCAGCUCAGUGUAGAUUUGCUCAGAUAUAAAAUAAAUAAAUAAAAAAUA